Molecule: messenger RNA, 519 nt
Organism: Neohortaea acidophila
Lineage: Eukaryota; Fungi; Ascomycota; Dothideomycetes; Mycosphaerellales; Teratosphaeriaceae
Exons: 5
Coding region: 1-519 (172 amino acids)
Source: RefSeq, a predicted model, not a curated record
AUGGCGUCCAACGGCGAAGCUCUCUCCGGGCCAAUUUUCUUCUGGCGCGAGUUCGAGCACCCAUAUGGCUUCCUGAGCCAGUGGUACGAAAGUCCGUUUGAAGUCGAUGGAGUCACCUACCAAACGGCGGAGAUGUGGAUGAUGAUUCAGAAGGCACUGCUGUUUGGUGACGAAAACAUUGCGAAGCAGAUGAUGGAGACUACCACUCCGAAAGAACAUCAGGCGUUAGGGCGACGGGCCAAAGGAUUCGAUCGGAAGAAAUGGGAUGAUCACAAGAGCCGUAUUGUUGAAGAGGGCAACUAUCACAAAUUCACGAAGUGCAAGAAUGAUCCUGAAAUGCUUCAGAAGCUGAUGGACACUGGGGAUCGGGAGCUGGUCGAGACAUCACCGGUAGACCGCAUUUGGGGCGUGGGUUUUGAUGCCGCCAAUGCCGAAGCCAAUCGAGGUGAAUGGGGAGAGAACAGACUGGGUGAGGCGAUUAUGAAAGUGAGGGGACAGUUGAGGAAGGAGGGCAAGUGA